Molecule: messenger RNA, 8539 nt
Organism: Aplysia californica (California sea hare)
Lineage: Eukaryota; Metazoa; Mollusca; Gastropoda; Aplysiida; Aplysiidae
Product: serine-rich adhesin for platelets
Exons: 34
Coding region: 306-7667 (2453 amino acids)
Cellular component (GO): nucleus
Molecular function (GO): p53 binding; protein-lysine N-methyltransferase activity; histone methyltransferase activity
Source: RefSeq, a predicted model, not a curated record
UCUACUUAAAAUGAUCUAGUCGCAAACAAAAAAGCAAAAUAAACAAUAAUAACUUGAAUGCAAGUGCUCAAGCCCCCUGAUCGACUGAGGGUGUCCAUCGCGUGACGAGCGGGCCGGGUAGAAAAUGGUGUCAUCGUUCAGCAGUGAAGCAGGAACUUGAGAGCGAAAAAAACUAGGUCUUCACUGCGCAUGCGCAGCGGUAUUGUCCUUCUUUGAUGGCGGCGUCCAUGGUCUUUGAGCGCUCUGAAACGUGAUUGUUUGGGCAUUGCAAAGAUCAAACUAGCAUUGAAUGUUCAAUUUUAGGAAUGGACUCAUCCCAGCCUGAAAAUGGUUUGGUGAUGAAAGAAACGAUUGAGAAAAUGUCAGUGGAUCAUGUUGCAGAACCCUGGCAAAAUGGUGACAGGACAGAUGCUCAUGACUGUAAGCACAAGGAUCUGGCCACCACUGAAGGUGUGCCACAAGGCAAGUCUGCUCAGCUUAUGAGUCUGAGUCCUGUCUCGCCAGUGCUGGAAGGCACACUGACUGAUGGUAACAAGAUGGCGGAGCCGGUUGGAGAUGGAGAAGAUAUGGAGCAGGAGGUGAAGGAGCCCAGUGGGAACACAGCGACGACGGGGGAUGAGGAUAAGGCGAACAGAGUUGAGUGCGCAGGGGAAGGCGAGGGUUCGGCGGAGGCUGAGAUCAAUUGUCGAGGCCAGAAUGAUGAUAGAGAUGUUUUGUUGCAGGAGCUGGAUGAAAAUGAGUUGCUAGGUGGAGAUGAGAAGGAGUUGCUGGAGGAGGACAUGGAGGUAGAUCCCAGCAAGGCAGAACCUGAGGCUGUCGGUGGUGGGGUAGAGAAAGGGUUGGGUACUUCUGAUGACCUAGAGCUUGAAUUGUCUACUGGCAGUGAGGAGAUCCUGCUAGCUGACGGUGAGAAGGAGGUUUCCGAUGAAAGGGUAAAAGAAGCGACAGCUGACAGUGAGAAAGACGUGUCCGUCGACAAGGAAGAAGAUCCCACAGCUGACACUGAGAAAAACGUGUCUGUUGACAGGGAAAAAGAUGUGACAACUGACAGGGGAAAAGGUGCAACAGCUGGCACUGAAAAAGAGGUGUCGGUUGACACGGAAAAAAGUGCAGCAGCCGAGAGUGAGAAAGAUGUGGAAAAAGGUGCUAUGUCUGUCAGCGAGAAAAAUGUUUCAACUGACAGGGAAAAAGAUAAGUCCACCGACAGGGAGAAAAAUGUGUCAGCCGAGAGCUCUUCUGAGGAAAGCAGGCUUUGUGUUGAAGAGGAAGGUAAGUCGGAAGGUGAUGAGAAAAGUGUGGCAGUUUGUGCUGAGAAAGUGGUUCCAGAUAGUGAAAGAAACGUGUUGUCUGGUGAAAGUUUGCAGGUUGACACAGAGCAGAGUGGGCCAGCUGGUAGCCAGAGUGACAUAUGCUCAGGUGAUAGGAAGUGUUCGCCUGCCGGUACUGGAAGUGGUAUUGAUUCUGUUGGUAAGGACGGAGAGCUCAGUGAUAGCAAAAAGGCCUGUGAUGAAGUAAUGUUGUCGGGCACGCAGGUCAACUUGACAGUGGGCUGUGUGUCCAGUUUUGAAAGUCCCCCUGUCACUGAGACGACUUCUUCUGUGCUGGACAUUUCUACAUCGGCCACAAAGAGUCCUGCUCAGGAGGUGAGGGAGGAGGGGAUGCCAGAGGUAGUGCAGGAAAAGGAAAAGGAGGAGAAAAUGGUGAAUGAAGAGGAGGAGACGAUACUGAAAGAGGCGAGUAAAGAGGAAGUAAUAGAUCAGGAGAUGAUGCCUGAGGAGAUUGAGAAAGAGAAGGGGGUAGAGGACAAAAUGGUGCCUGAAGGGGUGAGGAAAGAGGAGGGAAUGGAGGAGGAGGUUUUGCCAAAAGAGUUGAGGAAAGAAGAGGGAAUGGAGGAGGAAGUGGUGCCCAAAGAGCAGGGGUUGAAAGAAGUGGUAAUGCCUAAAGAGGUGAAGUCAGGGGAGGAGAUGGUGCCUGAAGAGGUGAAAGGGGAAAAGGAGGUCAAAGAGGUAAGGGAGGAGGAGGAGGAGGUCACACAAAUAGAAAAGUCUUCUUCGUUCCCUCCACCCAUUUUUGAAGACAUUACGGAGGAUGAAGAUUCUGAAGAUGAUGACGAAAAUUUAGAAAACAUUGAACUUGAAUUGGAUGACUUGAUUGAUCCAGCCGAGCUGUCUAAAAGUAACAGCAGCAGUGGUAGUGAUAGAGAGAAGGAGAAAGACGGUGAGGAAAAAGAGGAUCCUGCCAGUUUGAAGAAAUCCUUGGCAGAUGGGGAAGAUAAAGUCAUCUUACGGCUGGACAUGAGUAUGGUGAAAGACAGCAAGCGAGAGGCUGUGGCUGCUGCUGGACGGUCUCCCCUAACAAGAUCGUCUAGUGACCCCCACAUCAAUGCAAGUGAAGAGAACGAUGUUGAAAGGGAGCGUCCAAGGUCGUCCAACGAUGUUAGAGCUCAACCGGCAGCUGAGACUUGCGAGGUCCGUGGUGAGACCAAAUUCACCCUGCUCAAGUCUUCGGACACAGAAAACUCAGGCAGUGCCACAAAUCCUGUUAACCCGCCAGUGCCGAAGAGGUCGAAGUUAACAGCGCGCAAGUCUGGAAAGCCAGUCAGUUUGUUGUCAGAAACAUCGCCGCUCAAGACCAUUAACCUCCACCCCAUCAAGAACGUGACUAUGAAACUUUCGGACAUCGAGGAUGUCCUGGACAUUGAACCAGGCAAAGAGGUGAGUGGCCGGGUGCUGGACAAGUCCGCAUGCCAGGUCAGUCCUAACAGUUUCUCGGACUCGGCUCUCAGGAUUGUGUCGGGCCUCAAGAAGAAGCGAGGGCGGAAAAACACCUAUAACUUUCCAGGGUAUAAGAAAAAGAGCAAGAAACUCAAACUGUUGGACGAUCUGGGCAGCUCUGGUUCAUCUGCGGAAAGUGUGUCGUAUUCUGAUGGGGAUCUUCACGAUGGUGACUCUAAGGAGGCUGUGUCUUCUAUACGUGAGACAUCUAUAGAUAGUUCUUUGCACCACAGUAAAACCUCUACCUCCUCAACAAAGACUGAGUCUCCCACUCAAAGUGAGAAAUCCACCCUGUUACAUUUCCUGUCCAAGCCAGACUCCCUGCCAUCCACACCGUCCUCGUUUUCUUCUGUCUCUGUGUCCUCCUCUUCACCACUGCUCCCCUCUGGCAGUGAUGCGGUCAAGUCCAAAAGCCCAGAAGAGUCAAGCCCGGUAUCUACCUCCAGCAAGUCGUCCAUGAAGCCCAACAAGAAGAUGAAGACCGUGCUGGAAAUGUUACACGAGAGAAGUCGUCUCAAGGCAGAGCAAGAAGAGAAGAAGUCCGCGCCGGGCAACACAGUAGUCACCAGCACCACCACUGCCACCACCACCACUUAUAUUGUUUCCCCUCCACCCAACAAGCCCAUCAUAGAAACGAGCGUCAAACGGAAAGGAACGCCAAGAAAACGUCGGGACGAUGUUAUAUGUCUGUCUGAUUCUGAUGAUGAAGUGCAAACAAAGCCGCAAAAAGAAGGCAAGCGACGGAAAGAUGGCAGUGCUGAGGCUGUGUCACUGCUGGUGGCUGCCACCACAGCUUCCUCCCUCCCUGUAGCCUCAGUGUCCAUGGCGACCUCUGUUACCUCCACUGGUCGCUUAAAGUCUCAUGGUGUGACAGGCGCAAACAGCCAAUCGCCAGUCGUAAUGGUGGUGGCCCAACAUGCCAGUUCCGCACCCGGCCUUCGCUCUCUCUUGCCGAGACACGCCCACCCCUCCACUGCCUCUGGUCUAGGCGGCAAGGUGCUUCAGCCCACGGCCUCGGGGGUAUUGGGGUCAUUCCCACUUAUCUCCACGCUCCCUGUGGGGGCUAAAGCCAUCAGUGUGGGGAGCCUACCCCCCGGGAUGACGGCAGUCCCCAUCACUUCCCUGCCCCCGGGUUCCCCUCAGACCAUGACGUUUUUCACCACUGUGCCCCCCAGUCCCGGGGGCGCCCCCCUUCCCGUCUCGCUCAGUGCCACAAACUUCAUUGGUGUGCCUGGCGCCAAGCAGCCUUCCUCUGCCCUCAGCUCACAGCUCAAGACCAAGUCCUUGAUUUCAUCCUCAUCCUCGUCCACUUCCGUUGCAUCCAGCACAUUCUCAUCUUCACUUUCAUCAUCAUCCUCGUCGCCAUCAUCCUCGUCGACGUCAGCCAAAUCCAAGUCGUCACCCGCCGUGGCUCAAGUGAGCUCGGACUCCCUCCGUGCCCUGUUGGUGGGCAAGCCCCACACGUUCGCUCGCGUGAGCGUGGCCUCCUUCAUGAACCCGUCUCAGAUGUCCUCCACGCCCAUGCUGCUCCAGAUGGUGCCUAGCUCUGCAGCCGGACUCUUACCCGUGGUCACUUUAGGCUCUGCAGCCAGCUUGCCAGGUCUGGUCAAGACGUCAGUGGCUUCGUCGCGCAGCUCGUCCAUCAAGUCCAGCUACUCCCUCAUCAAGCCACAGGCCUCGGUGGUGCCCAACGGCGUCUCCUGCCUCACCCCGCCCAAGACACCUACCUCCAAUGGGGCCUCGGAGAUGGCGGUCGCGGCGGGACUCACACGGCCCGUGUCGGGUCAGGUGGAGGACAGCGAGGUGAUCCCACUGUGUAGCUGUAAGAUCAACGGUGCUUCCUUCAGCAAGCUCACCAACUCCCUCACCUACUGCCAGGCCCUCGACUCUGUGGACCACAAGGUGCUAGGCUGCUGUAACAAAGUGACCAACCCUCAGCUGGUUCGUCCAGGGGUCAAGAUUCCAUUCAUGGCUGUGUGUGAGGUACACCGCAGGAGGCUGAAGCUACACCAGUGUUGUCCAGGCUGUGGUCACUUCUGUACUCAGGGCAAGUUCCUGCAGUGCCGACGGGAGGGUAAGUCCUCGGUGCACAACUUCCACAAGCAGUGCAUGUUCUACCGCGGGGGCAAGUACUUCUGUCCCCACUGUGGCGAGGAGACCAGCCAGUGUGAGGUCGACCUGCGCCUCUCUGAGGAGAAGAAGCCAGAGGAGCUGAAGGUGUCUUCACGCCCUGCACGCAGGGAGGCAGAACGCAAGACAGCUCGCAUGGGCCCAGACAAGAACUUCAUCAAGAGCAAGUCGACAAAUGAGCCAAAGGCAAAGACUCUCAGGCUUUCCAACAAGUCUGUUAGUUUAGACACGAUGUUGCUGGGUCCUGAUCAGCUGGCUCUGAAUAGAAUCAACCGCUGCCUCAGUGAGGACAGGCCCAAGAAAUACCGCACUCUGCCCAAAGACCUGUACACACCAGCGUACGAGGGAGACAUGGAGAAAGUCUUUUACUUGCUGGUGGACGGCAUGGACCCCAACAUGAGGUAUGAGAACCAGGAGGGCCAGACAGCACUACACGCUGCAGCCACCUCGGGUCACAUGGGAACAUUGUUCUUGCUACAGCAGUUUGGCGGUGAGACCCACGCUCAGGACAAGAACCUGAGGACCCCCAUGAUGUGUGCGGCGGAGAAUGGACAUCUCAGUGUGGUACAGUUCCUCAUCAAGGUCGGGGCCAAGGUGGAGGACAGGGGUGAGGACGGGAUGACCAGUCUGCACUACGCAGCCAAGGCAGGAUACAUAGACAUUAUACGUCACAUCCUAGAGACCAAGCAGCUUAAUGUCAAUGUGCAGGGCAAGUUCCUGCAGUGCCGACGGGAGGGUAAGUCCUCGGUGCACAACUUCCACAAGCAGUGCAUGUUCUACCGCGGGGGCAAGUACUUCUGUCCCCACUGUGGCGAGGAGACCAGCCAGUGUGAGGUCGACCUGCGCCUCUCUGAGGAGAAGAAGCCAGAGGAGCUGAAGGUGUCUUCACGCCCUGCACGCAGGGAGGCAGAACGCAAGACAGCUCGCAUGGGCCCAGACAAGAACUUCAUCAAGAGCAAGUCGACAAAUGAGCCAAAGGCAAAGACUCUCAGGCUUUCCAACAAGUCUGUUAGUUUAGACACGAUGUUGCUGGGUCCUGAUCAGCUGGCUCUGAAUAGAAUCAACCGCUGCCUCAGUGAGGACAGGCCCAAGAAAUACCGCACUCUGCCCAAAGACCUGUACACACCAGCGUACGAGGGAGACAUGGAGAAAGUCUUUUACUUGCUGGUGGACGGCAUGGACCCCAACAUGAGGUAUGAGAACCAGGAGGGCCAGACAGCACUACACGCUGCAGCCACCUCGGGUCACAUGGGAACAUUGUUCUUGCUACAGCAGUUUGGCGGUGAGACCCACGCUCAGGACAAGAACCUGAGGACCCCCAUGAUGUGUGCGGCGGAGAAUGGACAUCUCAGUGUGGUACAGUUCCUCAUCAAGGUCGGGGCCAAGGUGGAGGACAGGGGUGAGGACGGGAUGACCAGUCUGCACUACGCAGCCAAGGCAGGAUACAUAGACAUUAUACGUCACAUCCUAGAGACCAAGCAGCUUAAUGUCAAUGUGCAGGAUGACGGUGGCUGGACGCCCAUCAUCUGGGCCACCGAGUCGCUGCUGACCGAUGUGGUCAAGUAUCUGCUGUCUCAGGGCGGGGAUCCCAACCAGAAGGACAAUGAGGAGAACACAGGCCUUCACUGGUCAGCCUACUCGGGCAGUCUGGAGAUUGCUGAGAUGUUCCUGGACAUGGGCUGUGAAAUGGACACUCCUAACGAGCAUGGCGAUAGAGCACUCCACAUUGCAGCCAGACAAGACCACUAUGACAUAGUGGUACUGCUUCUAGCCCGUGGUGCAGACGUGGACACCAAAAACAACAAGGAUGAGACGCCUGUCGAGGCGUGCAGCAACAAGUGUGGGCCAGUAUGGACUUCCCUCAAGGUCAACCAACAGUUACGCAGCUUUGCAGCCAGGAAACUGAUUCAGCCUGAGAAACUGCUGGAAAGGGACAUGACCAUGGGCCGAGAGAAGAACCCCAUCGCUUGUGUGAACGCAGAAGACAACGAAGCGUGCCCAACGGACUUUCUGUAUGUGGUGGAGAAUGUGGAGACUUCGCCUCUCAACAUCAACGGCAUUAUCACCAGCCUACAGAGUUGUCGCUGCAAGGACGACUGUGCCUCCAUGUACUGUGUAUGUGGUCGCAGUAGUGUCAAGUGUUGGUAUGAUAAGAGUGGUCGUCUGCUGGAGGAAGUGAACCUGGUGGACCCGCCGCUGGUGUUUGAGUGUAAUCGAGCCUGUCGCUGCUGGGUCAACUGUAACAACCGAGUGGUGCAGAAUGGAAUCACGUGUCGGCUUCAGCUGUUCCGCACAAACGGCCGGGGCUGGGGGGUCCGCACUCUGAUGGAUGUGCCCAAAGGAACUUUUGUCUGCGAAUACAUUGGUGAGCUGAUCUCUGACUCGGAGGCCGACAGAAGGGAAGAUGACUCCUACCUCUUUGACUUGGACAAUAAGGAUGGAGACACGUACUGCAUUGACGCUCGUCGCUAUGGUAACAUCAGUCGCUUCAUCAAUCAUCUGUGCGAGCCAAACCUGAUCCCGGUGAAAGUGUUUGUGGAACAUCAGGACCUGCGGUUCCCACGCAUCUGCCUCUUCUCCUCAAGGGACAUCCAGGCUUACGAGGAACUAGGGUUUGACUACGGUGAGAAGUUCUGGAUCAUCAAGUGGAAGCACUUCACCUGCGCCUGCAACUCCAGCAAGUGCAAGUACUCUAGUGAGACCAUCAAGAAGACUCUGGCUGAGUACAAGCUACGCUACCCCGACGAGCAGGUGGAUAGUUAAUGGUCAGUGGAUGGUCAGUUCAAGCUACCUUAUCUGGACGAGCCGAUGGAUAGUUAUUGGUCAGCGGAUGGUCGGUGGAAGCCUUGCUACCCCGGCGAGUAGGUGAAUAGUGAAUGGUUAGGGUCAUUUCCAGGCGGUAGUCUGCGCAAGUUGUGCUGCCUUGAUGACCUUGAGUGGACCUUGGCCACUACCUUCUUUACAAGUUGCACGGCCCGGUCGAUUGGGCAGACAGUUAGUAGUUUGUGGUCACUACUGCUUCACAGUUCAGGACCGAGUGAGUGGAUCGUUGUUGGUGGUGGUCAGUGGUUCUUAUCUGAGGUGGUUGUUUUGAAUUAUUACCCAGGCUGGGGGUUGGGGGGGAGGGGGUGUGGGGGGUCGGUGGUCAGUAGAUCAAUGAACAGAUGUACAGUUUGUUGUUAGUUCAAGCUCUGUGUCACCCUUAUGGACAGAGGUCAGUUGUUGAAAGUUACGCAAUUCCAAAUGGACGGAUGGAGUUGGGCAGUACAAGCUGUGCUGUCUGAUUGAAUGUGAAGGUCACUUGAGUACCCUGAUGGUUGUGUUGGUCACUCGAGUACCUGGAUGUUGACUGUGAUGGUCACUACUUUAUGCUGGACGUGUGUUUGUGUGUUCACUGAUGUGGCUAUGGCUGUGUGGAGGCUACUGAGUCCAGCAAUUCCGGUCUGUCAUUAUUGCAUGAUAUAAACUGUACAGCCUUCCCUCUUCCGGCCACAAACGCCCUUCCUUUCAAUGCUUGUCGACGGGGAAGAAAGACUUUUUUAAUUUGUAGGUCACAGAUGUCCCUGGUGCGGUUUGCUCUCUUCUUUUCUAUCUGUCGUUGUCUCAUCUCUUUCUUUCUUUUGGUAAGUGUUUUA